GGCACUGAGCGGCCGCCACCGCCGCCGCGCCGGGCGCCCCAACAGGCUCGGCCGGCCCCGCUGCCAUGGCGUCGCCGGAGGGGACGAGCGGCGGCGCGGGCGGCGGCGCGGAGGAGACGGAGCUCAGCAUCACCCUGACGCUGCGCAUGCUCAUGCACGGCAAGGAGAUCGGCAGCAUCAUCGGCAAGAAAGGCGAGACGGUCAAGCGGAUCCGGGAGCAGCGCGCGCAUCACCAUCUCGGAGGGGUCCUGCCCCGAGCGCAUCACCACCAUCACCGGCUCCACCGACGCCGUCUUCCGCGCCGUCUCCAUGAUCGCCUUCAAGCUGGAGGAGGACCUGGGGGCGGGCGAGGGCGGCGCGGCGGGCAGGCCGCCGGUGACGCUGCGCCUCGUCAUCCCCGCCAGCCAGUGCGGCUCGCUCAUCGGCAAGGCGGGAGCCAAGAUCAGGGAGAUCCGCGAGAGCACGGGGGCGCAGGUGCAGGUGGCCGGCGACCUGCUGCCCAACUCCACGGAGCGGGCCGUCACCGUCUCGGGGCUGCCCCACACCAUCGUCCAGUGCGUCAGGCAGAUCUGCGCCGUCAUCCUGGAGUCGCCUCCGAAGGGGGCCACCAUCCCCUACCACCCCGGCCUCUCCCUGGGCUCCAUCCUGCUCUCUGCCAACCAGGGCUUCUCCGUGCAGGGCCAGUACGCCGCCGGCGUCUCUCCCGCCGAGGUCAGCAAGCUGCAGCCGCUGCCGGGGCACACGCUGCCCUUCGCCUCCCUGGGCCCCGCACCCUCCGUCCUGCCAGGGCUGGACGCCGCCUCCCAGAGCAGCUCCCAGGAGUUCCUGGUGCCCAACGACCUCGUCGGCUGCAUCAUCGGCCGCCACGGCAGCAAGAUCAGCGAGAUCCGGCAGAUGUCGGGCGCCCACAUCAAGAUCGGGAACCAGACCGAGGGCUCCAGCGAGCGGCACGUGACCAUCUCGGGGUCCCCCGUCAGCAUCACCGUGGCUCAGUACCUCAUCACCGCCUGCUUAGAGACGGCCAAAUCUACCUCCCAGGCGCCGCCGGGCCCUGGCUCCGUGGACCUCGGUGUGGGCUUCUCCCAGCCCCUCGCCCCGGGCUCCGGCGCCACGCUGCCGGCCGUCGCCGCGGCCCCGCCGGCGCUGCUGGGCACCCCCUACGCCAUCUCCCUCUCCAACUUCAUCGGCCUGAAGCCAGUGUCCUUCCUGGCGCUGUCGCCGUCCUCCGUGGCGGGUCCCAACGGCAGCACCACCUACACGACCAAGAUCUCGGCGGCCAACGGCACCAAGAAAGCCGACAGGCAGAAGUUCUCACCCUACUGAGCCCCUCCGCCGGGCGGGCAGAUGGGCCCCGGGUGCCACCCGCUGCCAGGGCCACCUCCCCGUCCCCCCACCCCGUGCCCCAAGGAGCCCCCCACUCCUCAAGGGCUCCUCUGUCCUCCGGCCCUUCGCCCUGCCCCUCUCCUGCCAAUGCUCCUGGCUGGCACCCUCAGCCCCGCGGGCUGCACCCCAAGGCCUGGGCGAGGGGCUGGCUGGCCUCUCUGGGGCACCCCCCUCCCUGGCUGCGUCGGGGGGGAGGGCUGGCACCCACCUUCUCCCCAAGCCACCCCCUGGCACCUGCCUCGCAGCAGCCCCGUCGAAGAGCCAGCCCCGGCCGGCUUGGAAAACGCUGUAUAUAUAAGUCUGUAUUUUUUCCUCCUUUGUAACUUAUCAGUGGUUUAAUAAAAAGUUAAAAUUUGUGAGAAUAAA
Messenger RNA from Rhea pennata, 1749 nucleotides. RefSeq names its product poly(rC) binding protein 4 (gene PCBP4). The transcript has 13 exons. The record is from RefSeq and is a predicted model, not a curated record. Gene Ontology annotation, molecular function: mRNA binding. Gene Ontology annotation, biological process: negative regulation of mRNA splicing, via spliceosome. Gene Ontology annotation, cellular component: cytoplasm; nucleus. NCBI's taxonomy places the organism in Eukaryota, Metazoa, Chordata, Aves, Rheiformes, Rheidae. The coding region runs from base 66 to 1706 and encodes 546 amino acids.